CGAAAAGACUGAAGUACACAGUUGGCGGGGUGAAUAACCUUGGAACCGGCUUUGAGUUAGAGCGCAUUUCAAUGUUGACGUUCGAACCAAUCAGUCGAAUAGCUGUUAAAAUAAAUAAAUUGUCAUUUUUUGACUCAUGAGGUAGUCAUGAGUUUAUUGUUCUAAUGAGUCCACGUAACUUUACUUCAUCUCAGAAAAAUUUUCCAAAAUACCCAUCCAUCAACGAAUAUUCCUUCGGUCGGUUUUAUAUGAUGAAAACACUUAUUAGGAGACCAUAUAAGUCCAAAAGAUUCAUAAAAGAGCUGAUUUCUAUACCUCUAGGAAUAGGUUAUGACCUUCGUUAUUGAUAAAGUCUGAAUUAUGUAGCACUUGUCCUCAGUGGGCGAACAUGUCUUUUUCAAUAUGAUUACAUGGCGAGACUAUAACUUUUGGACGAACCAACCAAAUGCUGUCUACCUACUUGAAUCAGCAGUCAUUUUUUGGAAAAGUAAAAACAUUAUCCAAUCAGUCCGAAAACUAACUAUGGUUGCGUCUUCUCAGUUGUUAAAAUACAACGAUGAGUAAGUCCUUUCUCCAAGAAUGAUCACUUCAUUAAUUUGCCGAAGGAGACUAGCUUUACGUCUCGAAGGGCAACGAUUAAACGGUCUUCAAACAUCCGACUCAGAUAUGAGAAACCGUAGAUGGUUAGUAAUGUCCUAAGAAAACCAUCGAUGAACGGUCAAUAACUGUCCAGCACAGUGAUUUUUAGGGUUAGCAAUCUAAUAUGUAGAAGUUCGGACAACCAAAUUUACACAACACAACGGUGACUGUCGUUGUUGCGAUUACCAGGCGUACAUGCUACUAUGGUAAAUGGUAUGUCUUGGUUUCUCCCGUCCGUCAAACCCAAAAAGUAAUCAGGCCUCUCCACAUAACGUCUAUUAACUUCAGGAAUCGAGGGGAUCUGACCAAAACCGUUCAGAUCUGAUACUUCAUCAGUAUUGACGUACACUAUCAGGUAAUGUGUCAUGAAAACUAGUCUAAAUCGUUAAGCCAUAGUCUAACCAACUAAACAAAAUGAACCCUAGUGUCGGUUGACCUCGAUCAACAACCCACUAUCCAGGACAUCGAGAGCACAACAGCACAAGCUGAACUUGCAGAUGAAAUAAUGUACCAACCUGCCCUAGACUAAGAUCUGUUGGGAAUGCCGCGAGUGCUGUGAAUCUACCAUCUUGACUCAUCUCAACAGUCAAUGGCUUAAUGGACUGAUACCACGUUUUGUUUAAACUUGAAAUUGAAUGACUGGCCAUCACUUUCUUUUUUUCAGCUAAUUGUCGUCUGUCGGUUUAGGAAGUGGUCCGACUUAUGCAGUGUUCGUACCUCGUUAAUCGAUUCCUCAGUUUACCUAGUACCCUGUUUCUGACAGCAGGAUUAUUAACUUAGUCUUUCUUCGAGAUGCGAGCAGCACUUCAAAGACAGCCAUGAUAAAAGCAUGCAGCCUACAGAUGUCUUAUACUUUCAUAGACAGUUUCAGUCAUAGAGUGAUAUAAAGCGGACUGGUGCACAGUAUACUCGCUUCUUGACUGAAAACCGAUAUCUCACUAGUAUUAAAAUCUAACUAUCUAAUAUUGAAGUAGAUGGGAUGUUAUUAUAGCCUAAAACCUUUUGAUUUAAAACUGAGUACUUCAGUCUCCCGCUUAAGUUGGUUUGUACGAAUUCAUCGACUGGUUUCGUUUGCACUCAUUCUUUUUAGUUUCACUGCAAACAAUGUCUUAUAUCACGUCGGAUUACCUUUCAGCAUAUAUAACGCAUACUCUUAUCGUCUUGUUCAGUGCAUAUUUUCAUUGAACGUUUGAUGUGAUUUAUCCAUUUACCGCCAUAGUUAUAUAUGUAGGAGAAUGUAUCAUAUUUCUUCGUAUUAACUUAGCAAGUUUGUUAAAUAGCUGCUUGUUCACUGUGACCUUAUGUAAAUUUCAAUGUAAAAUAAUUAUUCAGUCUUACAGGUAUUGUGCUGCUAAACAUUGACAAAUUAUUUAAGAUUACUAACCGAUUCAAAUCAUUAUAAGCAGAGAUGAGUAAAGGUCAGCAGUGUAAUCCAGGAAUCACGUUUCGUCCCAUUUAAGACUCGUCGUCUAGAUGUACCUGAAUUCCAGCAUGAGAUUCAACUAUGGGAUCCAGGUACAUCCAGCUGAUGAAACCUAAAUAGGACGAAACUCAAGUACUGGAUUACACUGCUAGCCACCAUUCAUCUCUGCUUAUAAUGCUUGCGACUCAGAGCAAUUUCGAGGCAAUUCACAUAUGUCAAUAACAGACUGAUCGAUUGCAGCCCUCAACUUUAUUUAAAAAAAUGCAAACUACCAAUACAAAUGAUUCAAGUUAUGUUAGAUCUUUCUGUAAUUUUUUUUAUCGAUAUAUCAAAAUUUUAGCAUUACUUUCACUUGAUCCUCCUUUCUGUUUUUCAGGUCAAAUGUUUGGGACCACGUUUAGUUUUAUUCUUUAAAACAUUUGCUUUAUUCUAUGUUCUUUAUCCGAAAUAUGAGUCGACUGUGGGUUAUUGUGUUUUCAAAUGUGCACCUAUUUUAUCACUUGUUGCAUUUGUUUAUAUGUAUGGGGUUAAGAUACCAAACAAUCAAGCCUAUUCUUUAAAAAUUUUUCUUGGUCUUCUAUUCUCUUGUUUAGGCGAUGCAUUUUUGGUAUGGCCUAGUCUUCUUAUUCCUGGCACGGCUAUGUUUGCCAUUACACAUAUAUUAUACAUUUACGCAUUUGGUUUUCAACGUUUAAAACUAUCUAUAUUGUUCAUUUUACUGCCAAUACUUCUCUGUGUAUGUGUUUCUGUAAAAGAAGGACUAGACGGUAUCAAUACACUUGUUAUUCCAGCUUAUGGAUUAAUAUUAGUAAUUAUGGUAUGGCGUGCAUUAGCCCGAUUAACUAAACAUGAAUAUUCUAUACCAUGGACAUGUAUAGCUUCUGCCGUUGGUGGAUUACUAUUUGGUGUAUCUGAUACUAUAUUGGGAAUUUGUUUAUUCUCUAGUGAUAUAUCGUCAUUUAAAUGUAAUUUAAUUUUACCAACGUAUUAUGCUGGUCAGUUGUUGAUUUCUGUAUCUGUUGUUGAUAGCCAUUUAACAUCAAUAAAAACGAGUCCAUAUCAUGAAGAUAAAAAGCAGUAGUAGUUGCGUUCUUUUAUUAAAUAAAAAGCCUUUUCUUCCAUCACCUGUUUAUUUUCUCUGCUUUUUGACAUAUAUUUGUCUUCAUUACUUCUUUGUACUUUUUAGCUUGCUUAUUAUUUCACGAUGUGUUCAUAUUGUUGUUCAUAGUUGAUGAUAAAUAAAUAAACGCUUAUUUUUGCAUCUGUUAUCUUGUUUUAUUACAUACCUGUCU
Messenger RNA from Schistosoma bovis, 3354 nucleotides. The record is from the annotation of a GenBank genome assembly. Lineage: Eukaryota; Metazoa; Platyhelminthes; Trematoda; Strigeidida; Schistosomatidae.